Molecule: messenger RNA, 7283 nt
Organism: Zalophus californianus (California sea lion)
Lineage: Eukaryota; Metazoa; Chordata; Mammalia; Carnivora; Otariidae
Gene: STXBP4
Product: syntaxin binding protein 4
Exons: 17
Coding region: 150-1826 (558 amino acids)
Biological process (GO): regulation of insulin secretion involved in cellular response to glucose stimulus; hippo signaling; insulin receptor signaling pathway
Cellular component (GO): cytoplasmic vesicle
Molecular function (GO): syntaxin binding; molecular adaptor activity
Source: RefSeq, a predicted model, not a curated record
AAGUAUUUAAGAAGCUUGUGGAGUAAUAUGAAUAAAGUAAUAUAAGAUCUGCAGGAAGUCCCUCAAGAUAACUGGAAAAGAAGAAUUUCUAGACUCUUCAUCAAGAUCUUCAUUUACCCAGUUAAAUCCAAGGCUCCUGUGGUAAAAUAAUGAAUAAAAAUACAUCUGCUGUGGUAUCAUCCAGUCUACUUGAAAAGGAUCCUGCCUUUCAGGUGAUUACAGUUACCAAGGAAACAGGCCUUGGUCUGAAGAUCCUAGGAGGAAUUAACCGGAAUGAAGGUCCCUUGGUAUAUAUUCAGGAAAUCAUUCCUGGAGGAGACUGUUACAAGGAUGGACGUUUGAAGCCAGGAGAUCAACUUGUCUCAAUAAACAAGGAAUCUCUGAUUGGUGUAUCCUUUGAAGAAGCGAAAAGCAUAAUUACCAGAGCCAAGUUGAGGUCAGAAUCUGCUUGGGAGAUAGCGUUCAUAAGACAAAAAUCUGAUGGCAGUCAUCUAGAAAAUCCAUCUUGUACAUCUUUUUUACAAGCUUCUGGAGAAUAUGGACCUCAAGUCUCGACAUUUAGCCUUCUUCCUUCUCCCCCUGAAAUACUAAUUCCAAAGACCUCAUCCACUCCCGAAACCACAGAUACCAUUUUAUCUUCUUUUAGGAUCAAUCAGAUAAAAACUGGAUACAAGAAAACAGAACAGACUCCAAUCACUUCUUUGGAAAAUAGCCCUACGGAUAUGUCUAAUACUGAUAUUGCCCCUGCAUGGACUGAUAAUUAUGGACCACAAGGAAAGAAGAUUUCCCUAAAUCCCUCUGUUCGCCUUAAGGCAGAGAAACUGGAAAUGGCUUUAGAUUAUCUUGGAAUUCAGCCCACAAAGGAACAACAUCAAGCCCUGAGGCAGCAAGUGCAAGUAGACCCAAAGGGGACAGUGUCUUUUGGAGAUUUUGUCCAGGUUGCCAGAAACUUGUUUUGCUUGCAGCUGGAUGAAGUGAAUGUCAGUGCACGUGAUAUUUCCAGCAUAUUAGAUUCACAGCUUCUUCCCUGUGAUUCCUUAGAGGCAGAUGAAAUAGAAAGGCUUAAGCGUGAAAGAAAUGAUGCCUUGGAGGAAGUGAAUACACUCAAGGAAAAGUUAUUUGAAUCAGAAAGACAAAAGAAACAGUUGACGGAAGAACUCCAGAAUGUGAAACAAGAAGCCAAAGCUGUGGUUGAAGAAACCAGAGCCCUGCGAAGUCGAAUCCACCUGGCUGAGGCUGCACAGCGCCAGGCACAUGGAAUGGAAAUGGACUAUGAAGAAGUGAUCCAUCUGUUAGAGGCCGAGAUCACAGAUCUAAAGGCUCAGCUUGCUGAUUAUUCUGACCAAAAUAAAGAAGGUUUUCAAGAGUUAAGAAAGAGAAUUACAGUACUCGACUGCCAAUUGCGAAAAUCGGAAAUGGCUCGAAAAACUUUGGAGGCAUCCACUGAAAAGCUUCUUCAUUUUGUAGAGACUAUUCAAGAAUUAUUUUCUGAUAAUUCUUCUCCUUUAUCAAAUUUAAGUGAAAGAAGAGCUAUGUUAGCUUCUCAGACUUCCCUUACACCACUGGGAAGGAAUGGACGUAAUAUCCCAGCAACGCUGGCUCUUGAAUCUAAGCAACUUGUUAAAUCUGUUCGGGCCAUACUUGACAUGGAUUAUCUACCUUAUGGGUGGGAGGAAGCUUACACAGCAGAUGGAAUCAAGUACUUCAUCAAUCAUGUAACACAGACGACGUCCUGGAUCCAUCCUGUGAUGAGUGCACUGAACCUGUCCUGCUCAGAGGAGAAUGAAGAGGAUUGUUCCAGAGAACUUCCCGAUCAGAAGAGCUGAUGGUCUUCUGUAGGAAGCUGAGCUCCAUGGUCUUGUAACAUCUCAUUCUACAUGGAUGACUCCCAACACGCAAUGGUCUAAAACAGGAGCAAAACACAUAAGCAAGAACUACUUAUUGAAGUUCUGAAAUAGAGACUCUAGAGUUAGGCUACUUUUGUAAAACUUUUUUUUUUUUUUUUUGCUUGUGAUGAGCAUUUUGUUUGUUUGUUUUAUUGAAGUGUAAUUAACAUAUAGUGUUAUAUUCAUUUCAGGUGUACAACAUAGUGAUUCAACAAUUCUGUACACUACUCCGUGCUCAUCACAAUGAGGGUACACUUAAUUCCCUUUAUCUAUUUCGUCCAUCCCCCCACGCAGCUCCCCUCUGGCAACCACCCUCUUGUUAUCUGUAUUCAAGAGUCUGUUUUUUUGUUCUGUCUCUUUUUUCCUUUGUUCAUUUGGUUUGUUUCUUAAAUUCCACAUAUGAGUGACAGUAUAUGGUAUGAUGAAACUUUUUGAUAUAAGUAUAUACAUUUAUAAGAUCAGUUGCCACUACAGUAGUUCUUUAAGAAUUAUCUAGUUGCAUUUUUUGAAAUCACAUAUAAUUAGAUUUUAUAUAUGUAUAUUUUUUCAUAUACAAUUAGAUUUGUAAUUUUAUAUAUAGUUCUUUAUAGAGUAUCAGAUACCAUGGUUUUUAUAAUUAAGUCUUACUGGAAAAUUAUAUGAACACAGUGAAGCACUUCAUUUAUUUGAUAAGUCACUAACCUUUUAUAUUAGUAUCUUAGGAAAGUGAUCUGAGCAAGCUUUUGGGAGUUUCCUAAUGAUCACAUCUGGACAACUAUUUCAUAGGCUACGGAAUAUAGUUUACAUGUGUAUGGGGCUCGCUCAUUUACUAAAUGCUUCUCAGACCCUGUUUUAUUUAAACCACACAACAUGCCUGUGAGACAGAUCCUGGGGGUAUUUUUAUCCUUGUUUUUCGUUAGGGAAAUAGUGGUUCAGAGAAAUGAAACACCUUGUCCCGGGGCUGAGAGUCACACCUGUCUUCUGAUUCCGCAUCCAGCCCCGUUUCCACUGCACCCCACUGUCCCUGCAGAGAGAGUUCGCAGCCCAACACACAGGCCACCGCUGUUCUGUUGACACAGCUGAGCUCCACAGUUGUGCACUCCAGCUGCCACGGAGAUUCCGAGGCAUCUCUUCGCUCAGACAGGGCCCCCCAUAUAACCCCACUGUUUUCCUAUAAACCCCUCUCCCCCAAACAUUCACCACAUCAGGGCACGGCUCUGUGAUGCCCUUCCAACAGGCUUCUUUGAGCAGCUCACAUUUUUCUACAGUGAAGGGACUGGCUCCCAUCGGGGGUCUGCCCUGCUUAGGCUGCCCUUGCCAGAGGGAACAUUUGUGGGUUGCUAAUGAGAAGAGGAGCAUCUGGAAUCUCCUCUGCUAUUGGGACUCCUCCGUGAACUCUCCUGCUGUGAGUUCAAGACUGGUCUCAUGAUUGCUGAUAUCACCCUCCAAACUGAUCACGCUUUUCAUCUUAAGCUAUUUUAUUGUAAGGAUGCCACUAGACAGUUCCUGGAAGGAAGGAGCCAUUGACUUGGAAGGUUAAAGGUUUUCUCUCAGUUUAGUGGUUUUUAAACCUGGGGCUGGGGAUUGGGGUGGAGUGGGGAGGAAGUCAUUUUAAAUGUCCUGGGCAUUAGUUAGGUACAAGCUGAAUGAUAAAAAGGGAUUUAGUCAUAUCCAAUAUUAUGAUAUUGUUAGGUAAUAUACUUAGGAAGAAAGUGAGUAAGAAUCAUGAAUUAAUCAGAAUACCCUGUUCCCAGACCAUGCCUGGUAAGACCGAGAAGUUACUGUUUUUCACUGUGGUCUCUUCCCAGUACUCCCUCCCUCCUUCCGCCUCCUCCUCACUCCCCCCGCCACCUCUGAAAAACAUUUAGGGGAAAGGAACCCCAACCUUGAGAAUCAUGUGAUUCAGUCAUUUUCAAACAUCUUUUGGAGAAAACGACUCAUUUUUCAAAUGAAUCCUUAGGCAGAAUCCCAAUAUAUGUAACAGAUUUUUUUUUUUUUAAUAUUGCUGCUCUACUUGAAACGAGAGAAGCCUGAGGCCCAAUUAAAGGAGCCCCCCAGCACAGCUGUGCAAACCUAGAGCUCCUUGGAGUACAGUGUAAGAAUCCUCAAUUGUGACCAUUUUAUAGAUGAGUCAACUGAGAUCCUAAGAGGUCACAGAGUGAGUUAGUGGCCAGGCCAAGAUGGGACCUAGAUCCUAAAGUUUCCUAGGCUACUAAGUUUCAUAUGGCACGUAAUAUAAAUGUAUAUUGUAAAUAUAGGUCUAUGUUGUGCUCCCCCAUUCACUCCUGAAUAUAUAUAGGAUUUAUAAUUUACAUCUUGAAUAAUAGCAUAAAGUCAAAUCCAGACUGAUAGGCAGUCACUAGCCCCGAGAAAAGUUUCAGAAUGGCUGAAGAAAACUCGUGCUUCUCCUGACAGCUAUGUGAAUAUUAGCAAGCUUCAGGGAGACAAGUUUUGAGAGAAGUCCCUGAGGGAGCUCCUUCCUUGUGUCCCCCAGAGGUGAGUAAGAUUCUCAAACACCUGAAGUUACUUUUAUAAGUUAGUGUCUAUAAUUGUGGAAGUACAGGCUUUGGUUAUUGUUAAAUUAAUGGUAUGAAAUUUCCCUCCCCCUACUGGAAGUGUUUUUCUAAUUUGUUUCUAAGUGAAGAAAACACAGAGGAGACACUAGAGUCACUUGAAAUCAAGGUCCUCAGGCAUGCAUUUUAGUGACAGACACCUCAUAUGUUAACUUUGCUGUUUUGUGCCACUUUCUUCCUUGCUUCCUCCUGGAAUACCUCAUGGAAAAGGCCUAUGAAAAUUGUAAUGAUAUUCUUUGUUGAGCAUUUUGUGCCAUACAUUGAGAUGGGCAGUUUGCAUAGAUUACUUCAUUAUCUUCUUACAACCCCAUGAGGUAGAAACUAUAAUCAUCCCCAUUUUGUAAAGAAGAAAUUUAGGAUUGGAGACAGUUGCUAAUCUUUGCCUGAGGGUCACAGGGCACCUACAUGUGGAAGGCAGGGUUCAAGGCAGGUGUGGCACAGCCCAUUCUCUUAAACCACUCUGCAGAGCUGCUCAGAUCCAUCAUGUGUGACACUGAGGGGCAGAGCUAGGUCUGUGGGUCAGUUCCUCAAAGGGGCAGAUUCCAGUUCUGUGCCACCAGGAACGUUCUGGGAGUUAGGGCUCAUCAGGAAAGAAUUCCCCUGGAGGAAGUGAAAGCAUUAUUCCAGGAAGCGUUCAAUCUGAACUCCUUAUGGCAAUGGUACUGAGGAGGUUCAGGGUCUGAAUUGGCACAUCCGAGAUUUCUUCCUCUUUAUGCUUCUAUGACCUCCAAACCAACAGAUAAAUGCUCCCAAGAGACACUCAAAGAAAUAUGGUGGGGACUCAUUAAGAAUCCUUAUCCAGUGCAAAGAGAACCCCCAGAUUAUUUUUUGGUGAGUUGAUGUUUAUCUAGCCAGUCUUUCUUUAAUAUAAAUCAACCCUAUUGAUGUGAUAAACUUUUCUGUUGACCCACUGGCUCAGAUUCUAGGGUUAGAAAAUCUCAAUGCUCUUAUGUCCUUCCACCUCACCUCAUGAAAGAGUGACCAGGGUUGGUCAUCCUUACUCCUUUAUUCUCAGGGUACUUACUGAGCACCAAUAGUGUGCCAAGCACAGUGUGAGGCACUAUAGCAAAGUAGGACAAAAUAACCAUUUCCUGGGUCCUCUUAUUCUUGGUUGAAAAGUAAAAAGCUUCUCAGGUGGCCAGAGUUGGAACAGCUUCUCUUUAACUUCCAGAUGUUAAAAAUAAUCUAUUUCCAUUGAAAAAUCAAGUAGUAUGGAAUUGUAUAAAGUGAAAAAAAUAGCUCAUCUCACUUUCCAGAGGUAGUCAUCACAAAUAUUUUGAUGAGUGUUUUUACUCAUUUUUUACUGUUAAGCAGCUUGCUUUUGACAUAAUUUAUUGUGGUCACUUUUUCAUGUCAAUACAUAGAUUGUUCUAUUUCAAAUGUCUGUGUAAAAUAACAUUACCCAGAUAACUCAUAGUUUCUGCAGCUAUCAGACUGUUGAUGAACCCUUAAGCUGUUACAAGUUGUCUUCUGUUACAAUGUCACAGUAAACAUUCUUACAUUCAUUAAAUUCUUUUCUUCAUAUAUACAUGCACUCUUGUGCCAGUAGGUCUAUAGUGGGAAUACAUUCAUAAAAGCAAAUUGCUCUGUCAAAGGUUUGUUCAUUUUAUUUUUUGGUAAAUAUUCAAAAAUUCUCCACCAUUAAAAUAGGACCAAUUUACACCACCACCAAUGGUAUAUGAGAGUUUGUUUUCUAUAUAUUAUAGGACUUUUUAUAGUGCAAAGAUUGCCAAUAACUUUUCUGAUUGUUUUUGUCCUUAGAAGAGUAAUCCUCUUUUUAUCAUUGUCUAAGGACCUGAAUUUUUUUCCCCAUUAGGUUUUAGUUGUCCCUUAGCAGCAGAGAAUGCCUUGCUUAUAUAGGGGAGUCUGGCAAUGACUAAUUCACUGUCUGUUGAACACAUCAUUACUCUCCUCUUUUUAUUGACAUUUCCUACUUUAUAUAUAAUGGUGGUGAAAACCCACUCUUAAUGAGCUAACUUGGGUGAGAGCCCUUAGUAAAGUACAAAACACAGUGCAAACACAUCUGCAAGUUCUUUGAGCCUUGGUUUCCCCAUCUGUAUAUGGAAGAGGGUAAUCCCCUGACUCUUCUCAAACCAAUUCAACUCAUCGACCAUUUCCUGAGCACCUGCCAAAUGCCAGACAAGAUGCAAGGUCUUGAAGUUACCACACCAAAUAGUUCUGAUUCCCAAACCAAGAAACUCAUAAUCUAAAACCUUCCUUUAUUUCCUUUUUCCUCAAAAACCUUUAUUUUUCCUUAAAGGAGUAAGAAGUCAGGGAUUUGUUUAGUAAGAACCCCUGAAGUGAGGCCCUUUAUCACUCUCUCAAAUUUGAAUAAUUCCAAAAUAAUAUUAACACCCCUUGACUAGAAAUGAAAGAGAAACAUACUGUGAGGAGGGGCUCUCCAAUAAUAAAUGCUAAGCAGCUGUAAAAAUACAGAAUCAAAUGAUACCUCCAUAAAAUGUUUGCAAAACUAGAAAAUAUUAUCCUUUUUCUGGGGGGAAAUGGAUAUUUUUAUUUUCUCUGCUAAAGUGAACUGCAACUUUUUCAGAGGCCAACAAACUUCAAUUCUACCAUCUACAGAACAGAAAGAAUUGAACUACCAUUAAAACAACUUAUUGCACGUAGCUUUUGAGGAGAUGAACUUUAAACAGAAUAUGCCCAUGGGAACUUAACUUGAGAAAUAAAAUACCUGAGGUGUUUUAACCACAACUCUCCAGAUGUGGUAUUACUGUGCCUGCAUGAUGAUUAUCUAAAUGUUACGUGAAAUUCUGUAUGCACUUUCUUCAUAUGUCUUUAUGUCUAACUAAUACUACUUUCGUUAAUUUUUUUUAAGUUUGAUUUUUUA